CAGUGAUCGAGUGAGGACCAGUGCAAAGUUAACUACUGACACAAAGGGAGGACUUCACUGUGACGGUUGAAGCUAACUCACCAGAAAAAUGUCGGACAGACUGCUUGAAAUGGAAGAGUUCGCAACCAAAACAGGUCCUAAAGGAGUCAUCAAUGACUGGAGGAGGUUUAAGUUGGAAAGUAUGGACCAGGAAAACUUACCGCCUGCAAAAAAGGAACUGCUGAGACAAAUGUCAACCCCAGGCAAGCCAAAAGAAGACGGCAGAUCAGCCCUAAACCGCAAGAUGAGUGUCCAAGAGUACGAGUUGCUUAAGGAGGAGGAUGAGGGAUGUCUAAAGAAAUACAGGAAACGCUGCAUGCAGGAGAUGCAUGAUAAACUCAGCUUUGGGCCUCGGUUUGAAGGUGUGCAUGAGUUGGACAGUGGAGAGGCCUUUCUAGAAGUCAUCGAGAAGGAGCAUUACAGCACAGUGGUGGUGGUCCACAUCUAUAAGGUUGGAGUCAAAGGAUGUGAGGAGCUCAACAACUGCCUUGACUGCCUGGCACUUGAAUACCCCAGUGUAAAGUUCUGCAGGAUUGAUGCUGUCUCCUCCGGCGCAGCCGAGCGAUUCUCAGAUGAGGUUUUGCCUACACUGCUGGUGUACAAAGCUGGAGACCUACUAGGGAACUUCCUGGCCUGCACACAGCACCUCACCGGGGAGUUCUUCGCCACUGAUGUGGAAGCUUUCCUCAACAGCUAUGGCCUGCUGCCAGAGAAAGAGCUGGCUGGUGUGGAAGAUGAAGAGGAAAAUGAUGUAGAAUAAACACAGAGUUUGGCUGCUGAAGAAGAAAGAAAGGUUUUUGGAGGGUUGGAUGGAGAGCAACAAAAGACAAUAUGUUAUUGUUAAAGUUAUUCUUCUGGGCCAUGGCAAAUGAACAAGACAUCUUUAUUAGAUCAGUAUUGUUUGAGGAUUGUUAAAUAAUGUAACAUCCAGUUGGUGAAAGAACCCUGAUGUCCAAGAUACGGGUGCAAUCAAUCAUUUUGUAACUAUAGACACUUAUGCAUGCUGUAUUAACAUGUACAAAUGUAUUAAUUUAAGUACUUUUUUUGUAGCACUUUUUUGGUUUGAUCUGUACACAAGUUAUUUAUAUAUCCAGGGUUUGUACAAAGUGACAUCUUCAGAUGUGAUACAAUAUUUAAAACAUAUAUACUUGUAGUAUUUUGCCAAGAUUUCAAAAAUAACUUUGCAGGGCUAAAUAGGACAGGGAUUUUUAAGAGGCAAAGGCACUCUGAAUGUGAACAUGUCUUUGUGUUAACAUGUCUUCCAGGUGUAUAUUGUUUUCUGGAAUAAACAUGAAUAAAACUCUGAUUUACCAUCAUCAGUGAGGAGUUUGCACAUGAAUGUAUCUUACUUUAUUACUGUAUUAUAUACAUAUGAAAUAUGACU
Gymnodraco acuticeps is the source of this 1423-nucleotide messenger RNA. RefSeq names its product phosducin b (gene pdcb). Lineage: Eukaryota; Metazoa; Chordata; Actinopteri; Perciformes; Bathydraconidae. The record is from RefSeq and is a predicted model, not a curated record. Gene Ontology annotation, biological process: regulation of G protein-coupled receptor signaling pathway. Bases 89 to 799 code for a protein of 236 amino acids. The transcript is spliced from 4 exons.